Knipowitschia caucasica is the source of this 717-nucleotide messenger RNA. The record is from the annotation of a GenBank genome assembly. Lineage: Eukaryota; Metazoa; Chordata; Actinopteri; Gobiiformes; Gobiidae.
AUGGAGGAGGCCAGGCUCAGAGAGCAGACACACCCCACCCGCCAAGGCCACCGCGCUGGGUUGUGGGGGGACAGAGUUGGGUCUGGGCCAACCGUCCUUGCAUCGGGACACUGGGUGGAUUCUCGUCUGGGAGCGUGGACCGCGACUCCGGAGAGGGCAGGGGUGCUCAGCAAUGGUCAGGGGACAUACAUUAGGCUCAUCAUCACCUCAUGCGUCCCCAAAAAAGUCCCCCACCUCCUCACAUAUGUAGACACAAUACGGGCCCUGAUCCACGAGCGAAAGGCCAUUCCAUCAACUAUCACGGCAAUCACAGCUGGAGCCCCCACACAAUGCAGCCGCAAGACCCGCCUGCUUCUGUGCAGUGUGAUAGUGGCGUACGCGGCUCCAUGUGAGGGCCCCGCCUGUCCACGCAGCCUAAUUAUAUCAUUAGUGCCUUGUCUGAUUGUCUCUCCGCAGCUGAGACCAGGGAGGGCCUUUGUGCAUCGCUGGAAUGCCGUGCGCUUGGCAUUUUUCAGCAAAGGGCAGGAGCAUUUUAGAGGAGAGGAGGCUGAGAUCACUGCUGCUGCGGCCCACUGCCUCUCUCUCCGGGUCGGUGUCACAUCCAUCUUUAUCAGGAGCUCAUACAGACGCGCACUUGUCUAUCAGGCACACUGCAAACGCUUCACUGAGCAAGCUUUACAACAUGGGCAAAGGGCGAUCUGCUUCGCGUGGAACUGA